Octopus sinensis (East Asian common octopus) is the source of this 386-nucleotide messenger RNA. RefSeq names its product protein white-like. Gene Ontology annotation, cellular component: plasma membrane. The transcript has 3 exons. NCBI's taxonomy places the organism in Eukaryota, Metazoa, Mollusca, Cephalopoda, Octopoda, Octopodidae. Bases 85 to 354 code for a protein of 89 amino acids. The record is from RefSeq and is a predicted model, not a curated record. Gene Ontology annotation, molecular function: ABC-type transporter activity.
AGCCUUUUGUUUGUUUAUUCAUAGGUUAUUGGAUUGAUACUUGGACUAAUCUACUUAAACCAAAGCAUCAAUCAACGAGGAGUGAUGAAUAUUAAUGGUCUUCUCUUCAUUCUGGUGGUAAACACUUCGUUUUCGAGUCAGUUCAUGGUUGUCAAUGUAUUUCCUCUGGAGAUGGCUGUGAUUCUAAGAGACUUCAAUAGCAAGCUAUAUUCUGUAGAAAUAUAUUAUCUUUGCAAAACAUUGGCUGAUCUACCGCUGCAGAUUAUCUUCCCAGUCAUACUAAAUGCCAUCGUAUACUGGAUGGUGGGUAAGUACUCUUACACCAUCCCUAGCGCUACCCCGUCCCUACCAUAAUCCUCUUCUCGACAGCCCCGCUGGACCCUUAU